Messenger RNA from Histoplasma mississippiense, 2793 nucleotides. RefSeq lists its product with no specific name. Gene Ontology annotation, cellular component: cytoplasm; plasma membrane; Golgi apparatus. Bases 1 to 2793 code for a protein of 930 amino acids. Gene Ontology annotation, molecular function: inositol hexakisphosphate binding. The transcript has 6 exons. NCBI's taxonomy places the organism in Eukaryota, Fungi, Ascomycota, Eurotiomycetes, Onygenales, Ajellomycetaceae. The record is from RefSeq and is a predicted model, not a curated record. Gene Ontology annotation, biological process: cellular response to phosphate starvation; phosphate ion transport.
AUGAAGUUCGCCAAGGAGCUCGAAGAGGAUUUGGUACCUGAGUGGAGGGCUAAGUACUUGAAUUAUAAGGCUGGCAAAAAGAAGGUGAAGGCAAUAUCGAGAGCACUUCGCCAUGCUGAGCAGCAAUCUCCUUCUGCCCAUCGUAGACGUCUCAGCCAUAUCUUCCGCCAUGAGGACCGUCCCACUGUCGAUUUUCUUCCGCCACGUUCCGGCUUUCGUCAAGGGUCUGCUGCCCGAGGACCGAAAUCUUUUACUCCCUUCCAACGGCCCGAUUCUGCCCUACAAGACUUAUCUCGUGGAAAAUUUGGGGCUACUCUCGAUGUUGGCAUCCAGGGACGACAGCCACUGAGCCCUCUAGGGCCCCGGUGUAAUGAGCCGACUGACGAUGACGGAAACAUUAUAGCCCCCGCCCCACAGCGUGUACCAGCUUCAAUCCUUCCCUCUCUGGAACUUCCAGACCCUGCCUUGGACAUGGAAGACCCUCAUUUCCGUCCUGGAACUCUAACCCGGAGGAUACCGUGUGGCGACGUGGAUGGAGCCCAAGCCUUAAACACUGCUGGGGAAGCUGGUAACGGAACAAUGGAAUUGAUAAAUCCUCAUAGCCAAAAUUCUACCUCCAGCUAUCCCCGGGGAACGAUCGAUAUAGUCCAGCCAAGUCGCCAUUCAGUUCCGAGUCGAGUACUCAGUAGCCCAAAAGCUCUGUUGAAGAAGCUGUUUACUUCAAGGACACAUGGUGACCAUUCAACAAUUCGUGGGCCUGUUGAUGCAUAUAUGGCGCUUAGGCAUAGAGAAUCGGAAUUUUUUACUUUCAUGGAGAAGGAGUUAGCAAAAAUUGAAUCAUUUUAUCAUUUCAAAGAGAAAGAGGCCACUGAGCGGCUGGGAGUGUUACGAGCCCAGCUUCAUCUUAUGAGAGAUACUAGAGUUGGCGAGCUAAUGGCCAAUAAGCGGAAUGCAGAGGCUAAUACCCGGCUCAAUGUGGUUUCCGAGUCGGAUGUUGGUGUUUCCGCGCGGAAAUGGGGGGUUCCUCUAGGAAAUAAGCUGGGUAGAGCAAGGUCUAGAAAAACUUCAGAAGCCAUGGAGCAACUUGCAACUCCCUCGGGCCCGCUGCCUAUGUGUUCCUACCCUUAUGAGCAACGAGACUUCGUCCGCCGAGAAGAUCUAAAUGACGUUUCAUAUCGCUCUGCCAAAAGGAAACUGAAAGUUGCCUUGAUAGAAUUUUAUCGUGGUCUGGAGCUCCUCAAGGCCUAUGCUGACCUAAACCGAAAAGCGUUUCGCAAAAUGAAUAAAAAGUACGACAAGGUUACCGCCGCACGCCCUGCUGGUCACUACGUUUCAGAGAAGGUCAACAAGGCAUGGUUUGUCCAAAGCGAGGUUGUUGAAAAUCACAUGGUGUCCGUCGAGGACCUUUACGCGCGCUAUUUUGAGAGAGGCAAUCGUAAGGUUGCCAUUCGGAAACUUCGUAGCAAGACCUCAAGAACCUACGAUUAUUCUUCAAAUGCCUUUCGCAAUGGCUUGAUGUUCUCAGGAGGCGUCAUUCUUGGCGUUCAGGGUUUGACAUAUGCAGUGCACCUGUUGUUCCAUGGGGAUCCUCAAGUCCGCCUUUACACCGCUUACUUACUCCAGAUCUACGGCGGUUAUUUCCUCGCUCUCUUCCAUUUUCUUCUUUUUUGUAUGGAUUGUAAAAUUUGGGGUGCCAGCAAAAUCAAUUAUGCCUUCGUUUUUGAAUUUGAUACUCGUCAUGUACUGGAUUGGCGUGAACUGUUGGAGGCAUCACCCUGCUCAUUUUGUUUAUUCCCAUACCUUUAUUCUAUCAUCGAAGUAGAAGAUGGUGGGCAUAUUCAAAUCAAGGGAUGGGAUAACGCGCCAAGGUGCAAUUCCUCACACUCACGAGUGAUGGGCUUCCUCUCGACAGUUCCAUCUAUCUGGCGCUCCUUCCAAUGUCUCCGACGAUAUUUCGAUACUAGAAAUGUUUUCCCCCACAUUGCAAAUCUAGGAAAAUACUCUUUUUCAAUCCUCUACUACAUGACCCUUAGCCUAUACCGAAUUCAGAGAGUGGACCAGCCUCGGGCCAUCUUCAUAACCUGUGCUUCUAUUAACUCGGUCUAUGCCUCCAUUUGGGAUCUUGCCAUGGACUGGAGUCUAUGUAACCCCUAUUCCAAGAACCGCUUCCUUCGGGAUUCUCUAGCCUUCCACAGUCACUGGGUGUAUUACUUAGCGAUGGCCAUUGAUCCAAUUCUCCGUUUCAACUGGAUAUUAUACGCCAUUUCCCCCCAUGGUUAUCAGCACUCGGCCAUCCUGAGUUUCUUCCUCGCGUUCUCCGAAGUAUGCCGAAGGGGAAUGUGGUCGAUUUUCCGCGUCGAGAACGAGCACUGUACGAACGUCUCACGGUUCCGGGCUUCACGCGAUGUCCCGCUUCCCUACGAAAUCCCAUCCCAAGCCAGGAUCUCAGUUGGGCGAUUGGAAGAGCAAAAUUUCCUCACACCGCAACUGAGUUUUCUGAGCAGUUCCCAAGCCGCGACAGAUGGCGAUGAGCAGAAUCAACCGGGCCCAAGUCCACAACGCAGGAUGCCAAGUUCACUGGAAAUCCCACGGACACUGUCUCGCGUAGGGACCAUGCUUGCAACGGCGCAUGCGCAAGAUUUUGAACGCAGAAAGCAGCCAGGGAUCCUGGAAAAUAGUUCCCAAGGCGACCAUCCGACUUCACGACGCGACAAAGAAAAUAGUAGUACCGAUGAAGAAGGAGUGGAUGUGGAAUAUGACGAAGGGGAACAUGAUGAGGAAUAUGACUUUUGA